AUGUCGACGUCAUUCCUGCGAAUCAAGAUGCCGAAGACUCAGCAGCGACUGAACAGCUGUGAAGGAUUAAAAUCCUCGUCAUCUCAGGCACCUCCGGCCACUCAUGCGUUUAAGAGAGAUGUUUUUGCUCGUCAGUUCGAUUUCAACAAUGAUAUUAUUCGAAAGCUCACACCAUUGCAGAAUGUCGAAGGUAUCAGUCUUGUAAUACAUGAGUAUGGCGGGCUCUCGAGCCAUCGAAGCUGCUCUCGACCACAAUUUUACAAGGUAGACUCAGGCAAUAGAAAAUCAGCUCUCAUGCAUAAAGAUUUCGUUAAUAAAGAGAUUUUAGAGCUCCUCUCGACCGGAGCAAUUCGCGAAGCCCACGGCGAUUCGCAAGACCCUCAUUUUCAUCUGUCGCAAAAGAUGAAAACUUAG
This is a messenger RNA of Haemonchus placei, 414 nucleotides long. The record is from the annotation of a GenBank genome assembly. NCBI's taxonomy places the organism in Eukaryota, Metazoa, Nematoda, Chromadorea, Rhabditida, Trichostrongylidae.